UUACUUUUAACUAGUGAUUUUUAGUUUUUACCUAAUGGAGUUUCGAUAAACCCAUUAACGUCCCAAAACUAAUAUAGUGAGACGAGCAAUUAUUCAUUUUGAGAAUACUGGCAAAACCCCAUUUAAUAAGCAAAAAUCUUAGCUGCAAACAAAAUUAAAUCUCCCGAGUAUGGCGUGAACACUCAGCAGAUUUUAUUAUGAAAAAAUGUCUUAAGGCGACUGUCGUGAAAUUUCCAAGUUUAGAUUCUUAACCAAAAGGAAAAAGUGGGAUUGGAGAAGCGAGUGACGUUAUCUGUUGGAAAAAGGGAGGGUGAAAGCGAGACGGCUGGACUCCAUUAGUGAAACCCUCGGGAGACAGUUCGGGAUAUUUCACUUACAGGGCUUUUUGAAAAUUUCCUUCGGACAAAACAAAUAGUUUGAUAUAAAAAGACCACUUAUAGAAUUACAAACAGGAGGACCUUAGUAUUCAGGAAGGAUGGCGCUGGACGGUAUACGGAUGCCCGAUGGCUGCUAUGCUGACGGCACUUGGGAAUUGAAGAUGCACGUGACCGACCUCCAUAGGGACGUCUCGCUGCGGGUCACAGGCGAGAUUCACAUUGGUGGUGUAAUGCUAAAACUCGUGGAAAAACUUGAUGUAAAGAAGGACUGGUCUGACCAUGCUCUGUGGUGGGAGAAGAAGAAAAUGUGGUUGUUGAAGACCCACUGGACCUUGGACAAAUAUGGAAUCCAGGCGGAUGCACGUUUGCUCUUCACACCUCAGCAUAAGCUGCUACGCCUGCAGUUACCGAACAUGAAGCACAUGAAGGUCAAGGUCAACUUUUCUGACCGCGUUUUCAAAGCCGUGUCUGACAUCUGCAAAACAUUCAAUAUUCGUCAUCCAGAAGAGCUCUCUCUCUUGCGCAAACCACGUGACCCCAAGAAGAAGAAGAAGAAACUUGAGGAAACAGAAGAAGAGCCAUUGGAACUGGAAGGACCGCUGGUUACACCUGGAUCAGGCUCUGAGAUUAUUUACAUUGGACCUGUUAAAGGGAGUAUCUACUCCAGUCCUGGGCUUUACAGCAAGACCAUGACUCCUACAUAUGAUUCCCGUGAUGGAAGCCCAUUGUCUCCUACUUCCGCCUGGUUUGGAGACAGCCCUCUGUCUGAGGGGAAUCCCAGCAUCCUGGCUGUUAGCCAGCCCAUAUCUUCACCUGACAUCUUAGUGAAACUCUAUAAGCCUCAGACUUUCUUGGAUAAAGCAAAGAUUAAUCAAGGGUGGCUGGACUCCUCUAGAUCUUUGAUGGAACAGGAUGUGAAGGAGAAUGAAGUGCUUCUGUUGCGGUUUAAAUAUCACAGUUUUUUUGACCUCAAUCCCAAGUAUGAUGCCAUCCGGAUAAACCAGCUAUACGAGCAGGCCAAGUGGGCCAUUCUUCUGGAAGACAUCGAGUGCACUGAGGAGGAGAUGAUGAUGUUUGCUGCCCUGCAGUACCACAUCAACAAGCUGUCUAUCAUGUCAUCGGACAAUCACAUGAAUAACAGUGAAAAGGAUGUGGAUGAGGUAGAUGCAGCCUUGUCAGACCUGGAGAUCACACUAGAGGGGGGGAAGACCUCAAAUACACUGGGUGAUAUAACAUCCAUACCUGAACUUGCGGACUAUGUCAAAGUGUUCAAGCCAAAGAAACUAACACUUAAGGGCUAUAAGCAAUAUUGGUGCACAUUCAAGGAUAUAACAAUUUCCUGCUUCAAGAGCAGAGAAGAAGCUCAUGGCACACCAGCUCACCAAAUGAACCUAAGAGGGUGUGAAGUGACACCAGAUGUCAACAUUUCUGCUCAAAAGUUCAACAUAAAGUUACUGAUUCCUGUGGCUGAUGGCAUGAACGAGAUCUGGCUGCGAUGUGACACUGAGAAGCAGUAUGCCCACUGGAUGGCUGCCUGCCGUUUGGCAUCGAAAGGGAAGACCAUGGCAGACAGCUCAUAUAACCUCGAGGUCCAAAACAUCUUGUCCUUCCUAAAGAUGCAGCACAUGAAUCCUGAUCCCCAGAUCAUUGCUGAGCCAAUCAAUACUGACAUCAAUUCAGAAUGCCUGGUGUCUCCUCGGUACCUUAAGAAGUACAAAAACAAACAGAUUUCUGCACGGAUCUUGGAAGCUCACCAGAAUGUAGCCCAGAUGAGUCUCAUUGAAGCCAAGAUGCGCUUUAUCCAAGCUUGGCAGUCACUGCCAGAGUUUGGAAUUACACACUUCCUAGCCAAAUUUCAAGGAGGAAAAAGGGAAGAGCUCAUUGGAAUUACCUAUAAUAGGCUGAUCCGUAUGGAUGCGAGUACCGGUGAUGCCAUUAAAACAUGGAGGUUCAGUAACAUGAAGCAAUGGAAUGUUAACUGGGAAAUUAAAAUGGUCACAGUGGAAUUUGCUGAUGAGCCCAGUCUUGCUUUCAUCUGUGCAGAAGUGGACUGCAAAGUGGUCCAUGAGUUCAUUGGAGGCUAUAUCUUCCUUUCUACACGUGCUAAGGACCAGAAUGAGAGUCUGGAUGAAGAGAUGUUCUACAAGCUGACUAGCGGCUGGGUUUGAAAUUCUCCCAACAGGUUGUGGUUGGUCUUAGGAUUUUGGAUGCGUUCUUUUAGUUAUGGCUAUGCUAUUUAAACCUGAAGUUUCCUGCAUUGAUGCUAAUUUAUAUUUGUAUUAAUGCUGGGAUUUUGCUCAGUAAUUUUCUCCACAUGCCUUAUGAAGUAGCAAUCACACAUGCGCCUUUGUGUCACAGAGCAGCCUACAGAACCCCCCCCCCCAUACACACACACAUACACAUACACACACAGGUCAGUUUUCAUAUCAUAAAAAUAAUUUCAGCAGCUUCUCUGAUGAGAAAUGCAUAAUGACUAAUAAAAAAAAAACUAGUUUUUUUACUUGAGCCUUUCUUCAUUGCCCAUCUAUGCUAAUUUUUUUGUUAUGUAGGUGAAAUUUUAGUAACGGAAUUUUACACAGUUAUGUCGGUCUUCUUUGCUAAACAAAUCCUCCAUUAAUAUUUGUGAAAAAUGUAGUUUGCUGUGUUGCGCUGUGCCACCACAUUCAAAAACAGCAGUAGGAGUUAAUUGUGGAGGAAACUAGGUAUAAGUUUCAGGAUUUACAGGGGACUUUUUUUCUCUUAUCCAUAUGAAGUAAUUUUGUAGCACUUCUAUAUAUUUUCUUAGAUUGUUUGAAGUCUAUUUGAAGAAAAACAGUAUUUGUUUUUGGACAUGCUUGGUUUUAAUAAUAGUUUUGUUUAACACUAAAAUUAUUAAUAUGCAAUUUUUAUUUGAAAGGCCUUGUGAACUUGCACAGGCAAUAUAGUGAUAAGGCCAAAGAAUGUGUUUGUAGAAAACGAUCAUGUUUAUGUCUUAUCAAUUUUGUGGUGUAUCUAAAGUGUGCAGUGUCCUCAGUGCUAUACCAUGAAUCGUGUUGUGAAUAAGGACUGGUCCCUGAUUGUCCACUUAUUUGGCUGCCUUGCUUUUUCAUAUUCAAACACUAUAUAGUAUUAUUCAGUUCAUGUUAUUUUUAUGCACUAGUAAUAGGUCACAAAAACUUUAAUAUGCAAAGUCCAUUACUCCUUGGUAUGAAGGAAUGCAAAUUAAGUGUUUUGUAAGUAAUGUUUAAAACACAAGUUUUAUAAAAUUGUACAGCUGUCAUUACUGCCCUUUUUCUGUUGUUUUCUCCAGGAAAAAGCCAUCUGUCAUUGUUACCAUUAUAUACUUUUUAAGAAUGUUUAACAUAUAUUAAAAAUAUUGUUUCAGACUCCAAGUAAGGGGAGAAAAUCUAAUUUUAACACUGAUUUUGAGCUCUUGAGACUGCUGAAAAGAGCUUAAUUUACUACUUUCUGCUUACCAUUAUUUUUCCUCAAUUUAAUUGUACUGUAUGCAUGUCUAAGCAGUCCAGUUUUGAAGUACACUUAUAUUACAAUGAAUUCUUGUGUUCGUAUGUAUUCAUACUAAACCUAUAUACAAAAUGAAGGCUGUCAUCACUAAGGUCUGGAGACAAGUUGCCAAGCUUUGCUUUUGAGUCUCCUCUUUUUAUCUUUGCCUCAGAUGUCUGAAACAGCGGUGCAUGACCUGCUGUUUUGACUGUAAAAAAUGCAUUUAUUUUAAAAAUAAAAGUUUUUAUUUAAGCAUU
This is a messenger RNA of Brienomyrus brachyistius, 4117 nucleotides long. It is a transcript of the gene fermt2, whose product is annotated as FERM domain containing kindlin 2. The record is from RefSeq and is a predicted model, not a curated record. NCBI's taxonomy places the organism in Eukaryota, Metazoa, Chordata, Actinopteri, Osteoglossiformes, Mormyridae. The transcript has 16 exons. Gene Ontology annotation, biological process: cell-matrix adhesion; integrin-mediated signaling pathway. The coding region runs from base 476 to 2545 and encodes 689 amino acids. Gene Ontology annotation, cellular component: focal adhesion; extrinsic component of cytoplasmic side of plasma membrane. Gene Ontology annotation, molecular function: integrin binding.